Messenger RNA from Dama dama (fallow deer), 3722 nucleotides. It is a transcript of the gene SLC22A4, whose product is annotated as solute carrier family 22 member 4. The record is from RefSeq and is a predicted model, not a curated record. Bases 221 to 1882 code for a protein of 553 amino acids. The transcript has 10 exons. Lineage: Eukaryota; Metazoa; Chordata; Mammalia; Artiodactyla; Cervidae. Gene Ontology annotation, biological process: transmembrane transport; carnitine transport. Gene Ontology annotation, cellular component: membrane. Gene Ontology annotation, molecular function: transmembrane transporter activity; ATP binding.
UCUGUUUCCAGAAGGUGCAUCCAGCUUUGCGUCCAGUUCCCAGCAACCUUGUAACGCCAGCAGCCCGCUUCCCGGGAAAGGUCCCGACCGCGUGCCCCGCCUUCCCUCAGCUUGCAGGGUCCGCGAGAACGUUUGGACGCCCGCGCCCUGGACCGCGCGGCGCUGUCCGGGGAACGCACUCUCAUCACCCCACGUUGCCAGCUGCAGAGACGCGCGGAGCAUGCGGGACUACGACGAAGUGACCGCCUUCCUGGGCAAGUGGGGGCCCUUCCAGCGCCUCAUCUUCUUCCUACUCAGCGCCAGCAUCAUCCCCAACGGCUUCAACGGUAUGUCAGUCGUGUUUCUGGCAGGGACCCCGGAACAUCGCUGCCGGGUGCCGGACACCGCGAACCUGAGCAGCGCGUGGCGCAACCACAGUGUCCCGGUGCGGCUGCAGGACGGCCGCGAGGUGCUUCAGAGCUGCCGCCGCUACCGACUCGAGAAAAUCGUCAACUUCUCGGCGCUCGGGCUGGAGCCGGGGCGCGAUGUGGACCUGGAGCAGCUGGAGCAGGAGGGCUGCCUGGAUGGCUGGGAAUUUAGCCAGGACAUCUACCUGUCCACCAUCGUCACCGAGUGGAGUCUGGUGUGUGAGGAGGAUUGGAAGACGCCCCUUACCACGUCCCUGUUCUUUGUAGGCGUGCUUCUCGGUUCCUUUGUGUCUGGGCAGCUGUCAGACAGAUUUGGCAGAAAGACCAUCCUCUUCGCAACCAUGGCUGUGCAGACUGGCUUCAGCUUUCUGCAGAUUUUUUCCAUCAACUGGGAGAUGUUCACCGUGUUAUUUGUCAUCGUUGGCAUGGGCCAGAUCUCCAACUACGUGGUGGCCUUCAUACUAGGAACAGAAAUUCUCGGCAAGUCAGUUCGUAUUAUAUUCUCUACGUUAGGAGUGUGCACAUUUUUUGCAGUUGGCUACAUGCUGCUGCCCCUGUUUGCUUACUUCAUCAGAGACUGGCGGAUGCUGCUGCUGGCGCUGACGGUGCCGGGGGUGCUGUGUGUCCCGCUGUGGUGGUUUAUCCCCGAAUCUCCCCGAUGGCUGAUAUCCCAGAGAAGAUUUGAAGAAGCUGAAGAUAUUAUCCAAAAAGCUGCAAAAAUAAACAACAUAACUGCCCCAGUGGUGGUUUUUGAUCCUAUGGAGCAACAGGAGCAACUCCCCCUGAAGCAGCAGAAAGUUUUCAUUUUGGACCUGUUUAGGACUUGGAACAUUGCUACAAUAACCAUUAUGUCUUUGCUGCUAUGGAUGUUAACCUCAGUGGGUUACUUUGCUCUCUCUCUCAAUACUCCUAAUUUACACGGAGAUCCCUACCUGAACUGUUUCUUCUCUGCCUUGAUUGAAGUUCCAGCCUACAUUGCAGCCUGGCUGCUACUUCGAACCCUACCCAGACGUUAUGUCAUAGCUGGAGUACUGUUCUUUGGAGGAAGUGUGCUUCUCUUAAUUCAGUUGGUACCUGCAGAUUACAACUUCUUGUCCAUUGGUCUGGCCAUGUUGGGAAAAUUUGGGGUCACUUCUGCCUUUGCCAUGCUGUAUGUCUUCACUGCAGAGCUCUACCCAACCCUGGUCAGGAACAUGGCAGUGGGGGUCACCUCCAUGGCCUCCAGAGUGGGCAGCAUCAUUGCUCCCUACUUUGUUUACCUAGGUGCUUACAACAGAGUUCUGCCCUACAUCCUCAUGGGGAGCCUGACUGUCCUGAUCGGAAUUAUCACUCUUUUUUUCCCCGAAAGUUUUGGAAGGACUCUACCAGAGACCCUAGAGCAGAUGCAGAAAGUGAAAGGGUUCAGAUAUGGGAAAAAAACAAAAGGUUCAAUAGAGAAAGAAGAAAAUCCCAAAGUUAUAAUAACUUCAUUCUAAUAAAAUUCCCAUCCUAUUUGGUGAAUUGAAAAACGUCCAUAAGCCUGUGAAGAAACUAAAGCUGUUCCUGAUGAAAAGGACUGACUAGGAGGAAAAACACUAAAAUGGACCUUGCUAUUAAGAAAUGCUUGCCAUAUGGCAAACUCUGGACCAGACUUGAAGAUAAGCUCCUUAUUUUUAAAAACAAACCAUUUCUAGAGACUUUUCCUAAUUAAUUCAAUGAAUUAGGUUUGUCGGAUUUUUAUUUUUAUUUUUAUUUUUUUUUGACACAAGAACAGUUUUAUUGAAAUCACUGAACACUUGUGCAGUACUCAAUAUUAGGAUUUUGAGAUGUUUUAGACAAAAUCUGUUUUCCCUUUAAACAGAUGAAGAAACCGGAUCCUAAUUGGUGGAAGUUAAUGCUUGUAUCACACAGCUAAUGGGAGGUAGAAUCCUAAAAUUUGCUUCCAACUUCCACCUGUACCUGACCAUGCCAGCUAAAGUGUUUAUUUUUGUGUUGCCUACGUUUAAGGACCAUAUAAUCUGGAUUAACUUUACAACAAUAAUUUAAAAGAUAGAGAAGGAUCCCAUAUUACAGAAAAUUUUAAAUCGACUAUUUUACCAUUUAUACAAGGAAGAAAACUGACAAUAGGACAGGCCAGUGGUCAGCCAACACACAACACAAUGUGUUAACAAACAGCCGAGAGAUUGAUGGGUGUCACUUAUUUCCUUCCAUAUUACAUCUUGCCUUUUUUGGAGGGAGGAAGGAAUAAAAAGGCAGAUUGAUUCAAACCAGCCCUAUUAAAUAUACCAAUUAAGUUUAUACUUUCUUUUCUGAAAUUAAUAUUUGAGUGGAACAUGUACUAAUUAUUCACAUAACACUAGUUUUCUACUGCAGUUUAAGAAUCCAGCAGAUGAUGCUAAGGUUUACGCAAAUCCUAGAAGUCAUUGCACUGAAUGGUAACUACUCAAUUAUGAACUGGAAAAUAAUACUGGGUAAUUAUUUCAAAGUAUAAACUACAGAUAUAAUAUUAAAAAAACAUAGAUAGUAGAAAACUUUUCUAACUUAUAAGUAUAAAUGGUUAAGUCAACAGUACCUACUUACAAAUUUCACAAAAUCAGAAUAAACACUCAACUUUUAGGAGGGGACAUUUCAGUCCUGCCUUUACCACUUAAUAGGUCAAAGAUCUUAUAUAGGUGGGUCCUAUCAUUCAAGGGUGAUUUCAAAACCAACUUACAAUGUUAAUAUUAUAUCUUGGAUCCCUGCUAAGAAGACUCUUCAAGGGUCUUUCAUACUAACUUGAAGUUGAGGAACAUACAAUUUGAGAAACUAAAUGAUACAGCCCCUCCCGCACACCCAGGUAACCUACAGUGAGCCUGGAUCUGAACUUUAGUUCCUAGAGAUCUCUCAUCUCUUAUCCUGAGAUACUCAACCUGGGCUCUACAACAGGACACCAACCUGUGUUCAAGGGGGCACCACCUGGCUGAUACUAAUACCUAGGCGUGCACAGGAUUGAGUCAAAAAAGCGCUUCAAUUCAAUUCAUUCAAGAAAAGAAGAAAAAUAACAUGCUUAGUUUACAUAGGCUUAACCUACUCUGGUCACCUAGUAAAUCUUGAAUUGGCUCCCACUAUUGGUAAAUAGAAUACUUUUGCAUUUGGUGCAGAAACCAACAAAUUUAGGUAAAAUCAAGCCUUUACCCUGACAGUUCAAACUAUGUUUAUUUGUGUGUAAAGUGCCAGAUUUUUAGAAAACAUGUUGGUCAAGGACUGGAAAAUCCGUAUAUAAUGAUUAAACUUCCAAAUACAAAGACUAUCCAAAUUUUUAAAAAAUUCAUCGAAUUAAUAAAACUAUCAGGCUUG